AAAGCAACUCAUGGAAAUAUUAAAGUGUUGUGAAUUUGUUUUAAAAUAAAGAAUGAAGCGUUUACGAGCGGAUCAGGAAAGGUUAUCAUCGUUCAGUAGUAUUAUUAUUGUAACUUUUCUUUCUUCCGAUGUAGUCUUGGCCUAAUUAAAGCAGAAAAGCAAAAACAACAAUAACAAAUAAUUAGAACUAAUCUCGGGUCAAAGUUUAACCGUCUACAAUAAUUAUUAUACCCAAUUGAUUGACCUAAAGAAGAGGUAAAAAGUUUAUUUCCGAAGCGAAAAUUGCGACUCGCUCCUUCGCAUUUCCAAGAAGGUAACGUUGUUUUUCUCGCACUUUUGAUGAUGAUGAUAAUAAUAAUAACAAUCCUUUCUAAAACGGUUUGUGUGUGUGUGUCUACGUUUAUUUUCGUUCCCCACUCUGACUUCUCGCAGAGUUCGGACUUAUAUAAAUAUGUUGCGAGUGCCGGCAUAUCGCACUUGAUACUUCUAACGCUCGCUGCACGGUAGUUUUUUUUUCUGUGAGCUGUAAACUUGAUCAUUUCAGUAGCGACUCGCGUUGUUGUUGCGAAUAGUUCGUACAUUUUUUGGCAGCUGAAAGCGUGCUUUGUGUGCCAAUGUUAUUUAUAUAUAUUGGAAGCGAUUAUACUAUCUACAUCAAAUCGUUCAAAGGGAGAAUAGCUUCUAGCAGCAUCGUCACACGAUGAACGACCUGACUUGGCAUCCCAAUGGCAAUUGGAGCGAAGAGUUUACCACCGUCGUCAAAGAUUUGGAGCUGCAGGCUGCAACAUCCGAAGACUUGUUAUGGUCUUUCGUGAAAGGAUGCGGUCGCAUGUUCUACAUGGUCGAUCCCAACGACACCACCUUCGAAUCUCACGAAGAGGUUCCCAAAUACUUCAGACAGGCAUGGCCUUACUUCGUGUUGUUCAUGGUCCUGGAAAACCUCAUCCUCUGGAUCGAACGUGAACCGGUCCAUCGACUGAACGACAGCAUCACCAGCAUAGGGCACGGCAUCAUCCAAGAAUCCGGAAGGCUGCUGUUCCGCGGAGCCGAGAGCUGCGUUUACGUUUACGUCUACGAGAACUUCAGGAUGGUGGAGAUCUCUUGGAGAGAGCCGAGCGCUUGGUAUUUGGCGGCGCUCGGCGUGGAUUUCUGCUAUUAUUGGGUGCACAGGGCGUGUCACGAAGUUCAAAUUCUUUGGGCUCAACACCAAGUGCACCAUUCAUCCGAAGAGUUUAAUUUGGCUGUUGGGUUGAGACAGUCCGUGGUUCAAGGAUGGUGCGGAUUUAUAUUCUACUUACCAUUGGCUUUCGUCCUACCGCCAGCACUUUUCAUAACCCACCAACAGUUCAAUUUGCUCUACCAAUUCUGGAUUCACACGAAAACCGUGAAGACUUUAGGACCUUUGGAAUUCCUUUUCAACACACCGAAACACCAUCGAGUUCAUCAUGGAUCAAAUUUGUACUGCUUGGACACGAAUUACGGGGGAGUGCUGAUAAUUUGGGAUCGACUUUUCGGUACUUUCGCGGAGGAACGCGAGAAGGAAGAAAUCAUCUACGGACUCGUUUACAAUCAGCCCUCGUUCAAUCCCAUCCAUCUGCAGACAUUUUACACGGCUUACGUGGUCGAGAGGUUCAGGAGCAUGGACUGCUGGAGUCACAGAUUGGCUGCGAUCUUCUACGGUCCCAGCUGGCAGCCCGGUAAGCCGAGAUUAGGCUUGGAGGAGGAUAAGAUCAACGUCGUCGCCAGGGAAAAGUACGAGGUGAAGCUUCCACUGUGGUGCAACAUCUACUUGUUAGUGCAUUUCUGCGUGGUCGUGUACGGAUUUCAAGAGUUGGCCUCCAGACAUGUGAACAUGAGUCCGUUUGCUGUACUUUGCUUCGUGCUGUACAUCAUCGGUUCUUUGACCACCAUCGGCAUGUUGUUCGACAACAAACCGCACGCUUGCGUUUUCGAGCUUCUGCGUUGCAUGGUCCUCGUUACAGCCGUUCAAAGGCUCGAUUUUCCCGAUAUACAACAAUCGACGCUCCUUGCAGCCGAGUGUUUCUUCUUGGCUUCAGGACUCUUCUGGUUUCUGCAGUGCGUCAACGUUCUUCAGAUUACCAAAACGAAGCAGCAUUAACGUCUUUCGGAAAGUGAUAUAAAUUGAUUCGUUUUUUUUUCUCUCUUAAGUAUUAAUUAUUAUUAAUUUAGUAUUAAUGUUUGUAUUAUCUUUAGUGCAUUAUU
Messenger RNA from Nicrophorus vespilloides, 2223 nucleotides. Its product is annotated as alkylglycerol monooxygenase-like. Gene Ontology annotation, cellular component: endoplasmic reticulum. Gene Ontology annotation, biological process: lipid biosynthetic process. The record is from RefSeq and is a predicted model, not a curated record. Bases 701 to 2119 code for a protein of 472 amino acids. Gene Ontology annotation, molecular function: oxidoreductase activity; iron ion binding. Lineage: Eukaryota; Metazoa; Arthropoda; Insecta; Coleoptera; Silphidae. The transcript has 9 exons.